AUGGAUCAACUACGAGAUUUCAGUCCUAACGAUAUUCAAAAUGGAAUACUUGCGCAAAUGUUUCGAAAUGCUGGUAUCAAUGAUGUUCAUAGUUAUAUCGGUGAGGUUCAUCAAAUGAGCAAUGACGAAAAUUAUAUUCCUGUAAAUAACUCAGAAAAACGUUCAGUUGAGCCAGAAAGAAACGGUGGAUUUUUAAACAAUGCUCAGCAAAUACUCGAUAAACGCAAUGAUGGAAAAAAUCGUCUAGAAAAUGCUAAACAAAUAUUUCAAAUGUAUAAAUCCUUGGAUAAAAAUGGUGAUGGUAAAAUAACAGUGGAAGAUGUCGAAAUUCUUCUCAAAGAAAUAGGCCUCGGUUUUGUUAGUAAACAUUUAGCACGUGCCAUAUUCGAUAUUAUUGACACCAAUCACAAUGGUCGAUUGGAUUUUCGUGAUUUAUUAGCACUCACUGCUAUUCUAAAACGUUUAUCAUCGACUUCCGUUACUUCAGAUAGAUUUUAA
Molecule: messenger RNA, 498 nt
Organism: Rotaria socialis
Lineage: Eukaryota; Metazoa; Rotifera; Eurotatoria; Philodinida; Philodinidae
Source: the annotation of a GenBank genome assembly